Alnus glutinosa is the source of this 1291-nucleotide messenger RNA. RefSeq names its product transcription factor MAMYB. The transcript has a single exon. Gene Ontology annotation, cellular component: cytosol. Gene Ontology annotation, molecular function: Hsp70 protein binding; ribosome binding. The record is from RefSeq and is a predicted model, not a curated record. Gene Ontology annotation, biological process: 'de novo' cotranslational protein folding; regulation of translational fidelity. Lineage: Eukaryota; Viridiplantae; Streptophyta; Magnoliopsida; Fagales; Betulaceae. The coding region runs from base 75 to 1049 and encodes 324 amino acids.
GUUGUAUAAAAAAUCUGAAAAUUUUAGCUCCAACCUGAAGGCCGAGAAUCCGAGAUUGAGAUCUCUGACCAAACAUGGAGUUCCUCGACGAAGAGAGCAGGCCCAGGUUCCUCUUCCAGUCUCGCCCAACCCCUUCUUCGCCGACCGAUUCACAAAGCCACCAAAAACCCAGUAAGCCAUUCUUCUUCGUCACAAUUUCUAUCUCCUCCAUUCUCCUCCUUCUCUCCCUUCUCUUCCUCCAAUCCGAACCCUUGAAAUCCCUCCUCUUCUGGGUCUCCCUCUCCCUCUUCCUCGGUCCAUUUGCCCCCGCUUCCCUCACCGGUGGUGACGUCCGCGUCGGUCAAGGCCCAAUCGUCGUGUUCCCUCCCAAUCAAGAACCCGAAACAUUGGAGGAAACCAACAAGCGGGCAUCCCAAAAGAGACAGAAACCGCAUAGAAAUGAAGGAUUUUUGGGUGUGAAUUCGGUGGUUGCGGUGGAAAAGGAUAAUGGGUUUGCGAGAGAAGAGAAGGAGGGUGGGGAAAAUGGAGGGAGUGGAGGUGGAUUUGGUAUGGAGGAAGAGAAAGAAUGGACUGAGGAGGAUAUUGGGGUAUUGAGGAAGCAAUUGGCUAAGCAUCCGGUGGGGAAGCCGGGGCGGUGGGAGGCGAUAUCGGAGGCGUUUAGAGGGAGGCAUAAGGUUGAGAGUGUGAUCAAGACGGCGAAAGAGUUGGGGGAGAGGAAAGUGGAUGAUGGGGAUUCAUAUGCACACUUUUUGAGGAAGAGGAAGCCAGUGGAUAAGCGAGCCGAUGGUGAGAAUGAAGGAUUGGAUGGCAGGGUGGUGGAGAAUGGUGAGGCUACGGAAGAGAGUGGUGGUGGUGAAGGCGGGGUGGGGUGGAGUAAUGGGGAGGAUAUUGCAUUGCUUAAUGCAUUGAAGACGUUUCCUAAAGAGGUAGCGAUGAGGUGGGAAAAGAUUGCGGCUGCUGUGCCGGGGAAGUCGAAGGCGGCUUGUAUGAAGAGAGUUGCUGAGUUGAAGAGGGAUUUUCGGAGUGCGAAGGCUGCUACUGAGAGCUAGAUGAAGAAUUGGACUGUUUUCAGUGCUUUUUGUGGAUUUUGGGAUAAAUGUUGCAAUGUGGAGGCGAUAGGUUAGUUAGUACUUAUUUAUGGGCUGGUUUUUUUUAUUCUCUUUCUUAUGAUAUUGAGAUUAAUGCCCUUGUUUUGAUUCUGCGUUCAAGACAUAUUGUUUUCAUUACUUGUUAUUUGAGAUUGUAUGGUAAUAAGAAUGAAAAUUAGCUGCUUAAGUGCUUUUCAGAAGUU